AUGUCUUCUAACAAGAUUUUGUUGACGAGUUCCGAUGGCGAGUCUUUCGAGAUCGACGAAGCGGUGGCGCGUAAGUUUCUGAUCAUAGUGCACAUGAUGGAGGAUAACUGCGCCGGUGAAGCAAUUCCGCUUGAAAAUGUCACCGGGGAUAUCCUCUCCAAGAUAAUCGAGUACGCGAAGAUGCACGUCAAUGAACCUAGUGAAGAAGACGAAGACGAGGAGGCGAAGAAGAAUCUAGACUCGUGGGACGCUAAGUUCAUGGAAAAGCUAGAUCUGGAGACCAUCUUCAAAAUCAUUCUCGCUGCCAACUACCUAAACUUCGAAGGACUUCUCGGUUUCGCUAGCCAGACGGUUGCUGAUUACAUCAAGGACAAAACACCAGAGGAAGUACGAGAGAUUUUCAACAUCGAGAACGAUUUCACGCCUGAAGAAGAGGAAGAGAUUCGCAAGGAGAAUGCUUGGACUUUUAAUGAGUAA
Messenger RNA from Arabidopsis thaliana (thale cress), 477 nucleotides. RefSeq names its product E3 ubiquitin ligase SCF complex subunit SKP1/ASK1 family protein (gene SK18). Gene Ontology annotation, biological process: protein ubiquitination; jasmonic acid mediated signaling pathway; ubiquitin-dependent protein catabolic process. The record is from RefSeq and is marked reviewed. The coding region runs from base 1 to 477 and encodes 158 amino acids. Gene Ontology annotation, cellular component: nucleus. NCBI's taxonomy places the organism in Eukaryota, Viridiplantae, Streptophyta, Magnoliopsida, Brassicales, Brassicaceae. The transcript has a single exon.